CGAAAACACACACUUCACUUGUCACUCAUUCGAACAUCUUCUAUACUCGACCGCCGCCACGAUAGCCAGAGACUCCUACCGAAACGAUCGACGAGACCAUCAUUAUGUUCAAGUACACGGUGACGUUGUUGAUCGCAGCGAUGGCCGUGUCGGCAUCGCUGGCCGUCAGCAUACCAGCCGAACACCGGCCGCAGGAACCGGCCGCGGACUCCAGCAACGUGGUGGUGCACAAGAAGCACGUCAAGCCUGACAAGAUCGUGUUCAUGUCGGAGGUGUCGUCGUCCCAUGACGAGGGCGAGAGCGAGGGUGGCAGUGGCGGUGCCCUACUGGAAUUAGGGCUAUCCGGGUUGCUCGAGGCGGUCAGCGCGCCGAAGAAGAUCAUAGGCGCCAUCGCCAGUUUCGUGAUCGGCAAAUUCAAGUCGGUGAACCUCAAGAAACUCGUCAAGAUCGCACUGCUGGGUGCCCUGGUGACCGUGCUCGGCGCCGUGGCCUCCGUGGCCGUGGCCGGUCUCGUGUCCAUCGUCUCGGCGAUAUGCGCGGUGCUGCCAUACUUGAGACUCGUGUUCGGCGGCCACCACCACAAGGGCGAGUCCACGUCCGAGUCACAGGACGACCUGGUGAGCGAGUUUGUGAUGGGCGCGCUCGAAAAGUACAACGUCAAGCGCAAGGCGUGAGUCCAGGGCAGCCGCUGCGCCGCCGAAAACGCUCAAUCGUUGUUCAGGCAAUACAUUUAACAUUUUAUUUAUUGUACACCUAACACGCCGAUAUCGUUUAAUAUAGUAUAUUAUAAUAUUAUUAUAUAUACGAGUUGUAUACCUACUGUGUUAUGUAACAUUGCGAACA
Molecule: messenger RNA, 843 nt
Organism: Metopolophium dirhodum (rose-grain aphid)
Lineage: Eukaryota; Metazoa; Arthropoda; Insecta; Hemiptera; Aphididae
Exons: 2
Coding region: 105-674 (189 amino acids)
Source: RefSeq, a predicted model, not a curated record